AUGUCAGGCCGCCCGCCAGGAAAGCCGGACCUGUCCGGGUACUCGUACGGUGCCAUCUCGUCGCUCGUGCUGACGGCCGACCGGUCCGCGCUGCCGCGACGCGACCGCGAGCCCGACGGCGCGCCGACGUCCUUAGUAGGCCGGAUCCAGCCGGGCGAGAUGGGGUCGCGCGUCAAACGCGAAGCACCGGCGGACAUGGCGAAGAAGAAGAAGCGCGCGGCCGAGGACGGGCAGCCGCGGGCGUCGGCGAGCAGCAAGCGGCGCGACGCGGCGGGGUUCGGGUUCGCGGAUAUAUUGGAGAGCACGGCGGACGUCGAGGGGCUGACGUACCGGCCGCGGACUGCGGAGACGCGGGAGGUGUACGAGCUGAUGCUGGGCGCGGUGCACCGGUCGCUGGGGGACCAGGCCGCGGACGUGGUGCGGAGCGCGGCGGACAUGGUCCUCGAGGCCCUCAAGGACGAGUCCAUGAAGGAUUUCGACAAGAAGAAGGCCGUCGAGGACGUCCUGGGCCCCGUCAAGGCCGAGGACUUUGCGCAGCUUAUUGGUUUGUCGAAGAAGAUCACCGACUAUGGCGCGGAGGACGAGGCGGCGGCGGACCCGGACGCCGAGCGGCGGGACGGCGAGAUUGACGACGAGAUGGGGGUGGCUGUUGUGUUUGACGAGGAGGAGGAGGAGAGCGAGGAGGAGGAGGGCUUCGAGGUCAGGGACGACGACUCGGACGAGGAGGACGGCGGCGAGCAGGACCAAGCAGAGCCCGGGCCGGCAGCCGAGGCCGAGGACGAGGACGUCCAUCUGGGCGGCGCGGGGGACGCGGGCGGGCGGGGUGCGAAGGACAAGGUGUCGCCCCGGAGCGUGGACGGCUUCUGGGUCCAGCGCCAGGUGGCGGAGAUCUACCCGGACCCGGUCACCGCCGCGGACAAGGCCGCCCAAGUGCUGGAGCUGCUCGGGUCUGAGAGCAGCCUGCGCGACUGCGAGAACGCGCUCAUGGAGUUAUUCGAUUAUUCGAGCCACGGCCUGAUCACGCGGCUGCUCAAGAACCGCGACGUCGUGGUGUGGUGCACCAAGCUCGCCCGCGCAGACGAGAACGAGCGCGUGAACGUCCAGGUCGCCAUGCGCGAGCGCUCCCUCGGCUGGAUCCUCCGCGACCUCGCAGGCGACGCCCCGUCCAAGUCCAAAGACGCAGCGGACGCCAUGGACGUGGACUCUGCGCCCGCGCCCGUGCCCACGACGGCGACGCUCGCGCCGGGCUCCGUCGUCCAGCCCAAGAAGACGGUCGACCUCGAGGCCAUGGCCUUCUCCCAGGGCGGCCACCUCAUGUCCAACAAGCGCGUCCAGCUCCCCGAGGGCUCCUUCAAGCGCUCCAGGAAGGGCUACGAGGAGGUGCACGUGCCCGCGCCGAAGAAGAGGGAGACGCCCGCGGGCGAUCUCGUGCCCAUUGCGUCGCUGCCGCAGUGGGCGCAGGCCGGGUUCCCGAGCAUCAAGUCGCUCAACCCGGUCCAGUCCAAGCUGUACCCUGUCGCGUUUGGCACGGACCACCCCAUCUUGCUUUGUGCUCCUACGGGUGCGGGAAAGACGAACGUCGCCAUGCUCACGAUCCUCAACGAGCUCGGCAAGCACCGCGACGAAGCGACAGGCACCUACGACCUCGACGCCUUCAAGAUCGUCUACGUCGCGCCCAUGAAAGCCCUCGUGCAAGAGAUGGUCGGCAACUUCUCGCAGCGCCUGUCCGUCUUCGGCAUCAAGGUCGGCGAGCUCACCGGCGACGCGCAGAUGACCAAGGAGCAGAUCGCGCAGACGCAGAUCAUCGUGACGACGCCGGAGAAGUGGGACGUCAUCACGAGGAAGUCGAGCGACACGAGCUACACGAAUCUGGUGCGGCUGCUGAUCAUCGACGAGAUUCAUCUGCUGCACGACGAGCGCGGGCCGGUGCUCGAGGCCAUCAUCGCGCGCACGAUACGAAGGAUGGAGCAGACGGGCGAUCUCGUCCGGCUUGUGGGAUUAUCGGCGACGUUACCGAACUACGAGGACGUCGCGACGCUCCUGCGCGUCGAGCCGAAAGUCGGCCUGUUCUACUUCGACGCCGCGUCGCGCCCGUGUCCCUUGCAGCAGCAGUUCGUCGGCGUCACCGAAAAAAAGGCGAUCAAGCGGUACCAGGUGAUGAACGAGGUGUGCUACGAGAAGGUGCUGGACCAGGCGGGCAAGAACCAGACGCUCGUGUUCGUGCACAGCCGGAAAGAGACGGCAAAGACCGCGCGCUUCCUCCGCGACCAGGCGAUAGAAAAGGAGACGAUAUCCCAGUUCGUGAAGCCCGAGAGCGCCGUGCGCGAGAUAUUGGCGGACGAGGCGAAGGGCGUGAAAGACGCGAACUUGAAAGAUUUGUUGCCGUUUGGAUUUGGGAUACACCACGCGGGGAUGACGCGCGAGGACCGCGCGCUCGUCGAGGAUCUGUUCGCGGACGGAAGCGUGCAGGUGCUCGUGUGCACCGCGACGCUCGCGUGGGGCGUGAACCUGCCCGCGCACACCGUCAUCAUCAAGGGCACGCAGAUCUACGACCCGUCCAAGGGCCGCUGGGCCGAGCUGUCCCCCCAAGACGUGCUGCAGAUGCUCGGACGCGCCGGGAGACCGCAGUACGACACGUACGGCGAGGGCAUCAUUAUCACGAACCAUGGGGAAUUGCAGUAUUAUUUGAGCUUGCUGAAUCAGCAAUUGCCCAUUGAGAGCCAGUUUGUGGGGCGCUUGGCGGAUAAUCUGAAUGCGGAGGUUGUGCUGGGGACGGUGAGGAAUCGGGACGAGGCGGUGCAGUGGUUGGGGUACACCUAUUUAUAUGUGAGGAUGCUCAAGAGCCCCGCGCUCUACUCCGUCGGCGCCGACUAUACAGAGGGCGACCCCGCCCUCAUCCAAAAGCGCGCCGACAUCAUCCACACCGCCGCCGCGCUCCUCGAAAAAGCGCACCUCCUCAAAUACGAGCGCGCCACCGGCCGGCUGCAAUCAACAGAGCUCGGCCGCAUCGCCUCGCACUACUACAUCACGCACCCGUCCAUGUCCGUCUACAACACGCACCUCCGGCCCACGAUGUCCCAACUGGAAUUGUUCCGCGUUUUUGCCUUAAGUGAGGAGUUCAAGUUGAUACCCGUUAGGCAGGAGGAGAAGGCGGAGCUGGGGCGGUUGAUUGAGCGCGUGCCGGUGCCGGUUAAGGAGGGCGUGGACGAUCGGGUCGCGAAGAUUAAUGUGCUGCUGCAGGCGUAUAUCUCGGGGCUGAAGCUCGAGGGGUUCGCGCUGGUGGCGGAUAUGGUGUUCGUGCAGCAGAGCGCGGGGCGGAUCCUGCGCGCGAUGUUCGAGAUCUGCCUGAAGCGCGGAUGGGCGGUCCCCGCGCGGGCCGCGCUCGAGAUGUGCAAGAUGGUCGAGCGGCGGAUGUGGAGCAGCAUGACGCCGCUCAGGCAGUUCAAGGGCUUGCAGCAGGACGUUAUCAGGAAGGCCGAGGGGAAGCAGUUCCCGUGGUACAGGUACUUUGAUCUGAGUCCGCCUGAGAUUGGGGAGUUGUUGGGGAUGCCGCAGGCGGGGAGGCUUGUGCAUAGGCUCGUGCAUGAGUUCCCGAAGCUCAUCCUCAACGCCCAAGUGCAACCCAUCACGCGCUCGCUCAUCCGCAUCGAGCUCUCCAUCCAGCCCGACUUCCGCUGGAACGAAAAGGUGCACUCCGGCGCGCAGACCUUCCACGUGCUCGUCGAGGACGUCGACGGCGAGAUCGUGCUCUUCGCCGACACCUUCGUCCUGCGGCAGCGCUACGCCGAGGACGAGCACACGCUGACCAUAACCGUGCCGAUGUUCGAGCCCGUCCCGCCGAACUACUACGUCUCCGUCGUCUCCAACACCUGGCUGAACUGCGAGUUCCGCCUGCCCAUAUCCUUCCAGGGCCUCAUCCUGCCCGAAAAGUUCCCGCCGCCGACGCCGCUGCUCGAGCUGCAGCCCUUACCGCUCAGCGCGCUGCACAACGCCGCGUUCGAGGCGGUUUAUCAGGAGAGGCUGAGCCAGUUCAAUAAGAUCCAGACGCAGGUGUUCCAGGCGCUGUACACGACGGACGAGAACGUGUUCGUGGGCGCGCCGACGGGGUCCGGUAAGACCGUGUGCGCGGAGUUCGCGCUGCUGAGGCUGUGGAGCAGGAAGGAGCAGCCGCGCGCGGUGUGCAUCGAGCCGUACGCGGAGAUGGUCGAGCAGCGCGUGAGCGAGUGGCGAGCCAAGUUUGGGAAAUUGCAGGGCGGGAAGGAGAUCGUCGCGCUCACGGGCGAGACGGCCGCGGAUUUAAGGUUGCUGGAGAAGGGCGACGUGGUCGUGUGCACGCCCGCGCAGUGGGACAUGUUAAGCCGGCGGUGGCGCCAGCGGAAGAACGUGCAGAACGUCGGGCUGCUCAUCGCGGACGAGGUGCAGCUCGUGGGCGGCGAUAUCGGGCCGACGUACGAGGUUGUACUCUCGAGAGCAAGGUACAUGGCCGCGCAGACGGAGGUCAAGACGCGCAUCGUCGCGUGCGGCGUGUCGCUCGCCAACGCGCGCGAUCUCGGCGAGUGGCUCGGCUGCCCCGCGCACGCGAUCUUCAACUUUGCGCCCGCGGCGCGCCCGCUCGACAUGGACAUCCACAUCCAGAGCUUCCAGAUCGCGCACUUCCCCAGCCUGAUGCUCGCGAUGUCCAAGCCGGCCUAUCUCGCCAUCGUCGAGCACGCGCCAAACAAGCCGGUGAUCGUGUUCGUGCCGAGCCGGCAGCAGGCGCGGCUGACGGCGCAGGAUCUGCUGCUGCAUGCGCACGCGGACGCGGAGGAGGAUCGGUUUUUGAAUGUGGAGGCGGAGGAGCUGAGGCCGCAUUUGGAGCAUGUGGGGGACCGGGUGCUUGUUGAGACGCUCGAGCAUGGGGUCGGGUUCUAUCAUGAGGCGCUGAGUAGGCAGGAUAAGAGGAUUGUGGAGAGGUUGUUUGAGAGCGGGGCUAUUCAGGUGCUCGUUGCGUCCAAGGAUACCGCGUGGAGUUUGCCUGUCGCCAGCUACAUGACGAUCAUCAUGGGCGUCCAGGCGUACGAGGGCAAGGAGCACCGAUACAUCGACUACCCCAUCGUCGACGUCCUCCAAAUGAUGGGCCGCGCCUGCCGCCCGCGCGAAGACGCGCGCAGCCGCUGCGUGCUCAUGUGCCAACAGACGCGCAAGGACUUCUACAAGAAGUUCAUCGCCGAGGGCCUCCCGCUCGAGUCGCACCUGCCGACGCACAUGAUGCACGACUACUUCCUCGCCGAGAUCGCGGUCAAGACGAUCGAGAACAAGCAGGACGCGAUGGAUAUCCUUACGUGGACGUACUUUUACCGGCGGAUGACGCAGAACCCGAAUUAUUAUAAUCUGAGCAGCGUCAGUCAUCAGGCGCUAUCGGAUCAUCUUUCGGAGCUUGUGGAGGAGACGAUCAACGAUCUCGUCAAUUCGAAGUGUAUUGCGCUCGAGGACGAGAUGGACGUGUCGCCGCUCAACCUCGGCAUGAUCGCGGCCUACUACAACAUCUCCUACGUGACCGUCGAAGUCUUCACGCUCUCGCUCAAAGCCACCACCAAGCUCAAAGGUCUUUUGGAGAUCGUCUCCUCGUCGUACGAGUUCGAGAGCAUCCCCAUCCGCCGCCACGAAGACUCGCUCCUGCGCCGCAUCUACGACCGCGUGCCCGUCAAGAUGGACGCGCCCGACUUCGAGAAGCCGUCAGUGAAGACGUUCGUGCUGCUGCAGGCGCACUUCUCGCGCCUCACGCUCCCGCCCGAUCUCGCGGCGGACCAGGCGUCGAUUCUCGAGCGCGUGAUGAACCUCCUCUCCGCCGCGGUGGACGUGAUGAGCUCCAACGCCUGGCUGAACGCGCUCGGCGCGAUGGACCUGAGCCAGAUGUGCGUGCAGGCGAUGUGGGAGAGCGACUCGCCGCUGCGCCAGGUCCCGCAUUUCGAGCCGGACGUCAUCAAGCGGUGUAAAGACGCGGGCGUCGAGAGCGUUUACGAUAUCAUGGACCUCGACGACGAGCCGCGCAACAGGCUGCUCGCGAUGGACGCGCGCCAGAUGCGCGACGUCGCGGCGUUCGUCAACUCGUAUCCGUCGCUUGAUGUGAACCACGAGCUCGUCAAGGGCGAGUACCGCGCGGGCGCGCCGAUCGUGCUGCAGGUCUCGCUUGGGCGCGGGGACGAGGACGAGGAGGAAGACGCGGACGCGGGCGUCGUCGUCGCGCCAUACUUCCCGGGCAAGAAGCUCGCGAACUGGUGGGUCGUGCUCGGGGAGCAGGGGACGAGGCAGCUGCACUCGAUCAAGCGCGUUACGGUGGCCAAGAGCACGAACGUCAAGCUCGAGUUUACGCUGCCGCAGGGCGAGCACGCGCUGAGGCUGUAUGUGAUUUGCGACUCGUAUGUGGGCGCGGACCAUGAUAUUGCGUUGGAGCCGAUUGAGGUGGGCGAGGGCGAGGAUAGUAGUGAUGAGGAGGAUAGCGAUAGUGCGAUGGAAGAGUGA
Messenger RNA from Peniophora sp. CBMAI 1063, 6501 nucleotides. The record is from the annotation of a GenBank genome assembly. Lineage: Eukaryota; Fungi; Basidiomycota; Agaricomycetes; Russulales; Peniophoraceae.